AUGGCCUACACAAACAGCGUGCUCGACGCGCCGAGUGACACAGACAUUGAGUUCACCAUCCAGCAGGAUGGCAGUCUGCAAGAAGACACUGCCCGCAAAAGCCUGACUCUGACGUUCCAAAACUUGACCGUCAAUGUCAAGGCUGCAGAAGAGGCUCUCGGCGCGACGCUGCUGUCCUACGUCGAUCCUCGCCAGCUGCUUGUUCCAUUUAUGAAAGACAAAACUCCCAGCAGGAGCAUUCUUCGUAACGUGAACGGGCAGAUCUCUCCCGGUGAAAUGCUUCUCGUUCUUGGUCGUCCUGGCUCUGGCUGCACGUCGCUUCUCCGUGUGCUGUCGAACCACCGCGAGUCCUUUGACUCGGUCGAGGGCCAUACGUGGUACGGAAGCAUGGACCACAAUGAAGCCCGCAAAUAUCGUCAACAGAUCAUGAUGAACACAGAAGACGAUGUCCAUUUCCCCACCCUCACUGUCGACGAGACUAUCAGUUUUGCAGUCAAGAACAGGACGCCCCGCGAGCGAGAAGAUCAUGUCAAAGACAAGCGCCAGUUUCUCAGCCACACCAAAGAGGGCGUUCUCGGUGCUCUAGGAAUCAGCCACACCGCAAACACUAAGGUUGGCAACGAGUUUAUUCGCGGCGUAUCAGGAGGAGAGAGGAAGCGGGUGUCCCUGGCCGAAGUGCUAGCCGGACAGAGCCCUGUACAGUUCUGGGACCAGCCGACCCGUGGUCUCGACUCGAAGACCGCCUUGGAGUUUAUUGAGUUCCUUAGGGCCGAAGCAGAUCAGCGGAGGAAGACUAUUGUCGUGACUACCUACCAGGCCAGCAACGGCAUCUUUGACAAGUUCGACAAGGUCCUCGUCUUGGCCAGCGGCUGUGUUAUCUACUACGGCCCACUCAACCAGUCUCGCCGCUACUUUGAGGCGCUAGGUUUUGUCUGUGCAAAGGGCGCCAACACGGCCGACUUCCUUACGUCUGUCACCGUGCUUACGGAACGCAUUAUCGCAGCCGGAUUCGAAGGCAAGGUCCCGAGCACGGCCUAUGAAUUCGAGGAGGCAUACCAAAACAGCCAGAUACACCGAGUUAUGCAGGACAUCCAAAAACCGAUACACUCUCUCGAAAAGGAAGUAGAUCAUCUCAAAGAGGCCGUCCGGCGAGAGAAGAAGGCUCGGUACUACGACAAGAACAGAAGCGUGUACACGUCAGGUCUCGUUAGUCAGGUUCUCAACUGCACGGUUCGACAAUUUCAGAUCAUGAUGGGGGAUCGGCUUUCCCUCAACGUCAAGGUUUUAUCUGCAAUGGUCCAGGCUUUGGUCUGUGGCAGUCUCUUUUACAACCUCUCCGACACCAGUAAAUCAACGUUCUUGCGCCCUGGUGUUCUAUUCUUUGCUGUUCUCUACUUUCUGAUGGAGGCCAUGUCGGAAACCACUGCCUCCUUCACGGGCCGCCCUAUCCUCGCUCGCCAUAAGCGCUUUGGCUUCUAUCGUCCAACGGCUUUCUGCAUUGCCGAUGCCCUCACCGAUAUUCCUGUUGUGAUGCUUCAGAUUACGUUAUUUGCAAUGAUCAUCUACUUCAUGUCCGGUCUCCAGAUGGAUGCAGGGAAAUUCUUCACGUAUUGGGUCAUCGUCAAUGCGAGCACCCUGACCUUCACUCAGCUCUUCCGGAUGGUGGGCGCAUUGUGCACCAACUUUGGUACGGCUUCGCAGCUGACCGGCGUCCUCUCCACCAUUUGUUUUGUUUACGGAGGGUAUUUGAUUCCGUUCGAGAAAAUGCACCCUUGGUUCCGUUGGAUAUUCUAUCUCAACCCCGGAGCCUACGCAUUUGAAUCGCUCAUGGGAAACGAGUAUGGUGGCUUGAAGCUCAAGUGUGUGGCUCCUCAGAUGGUUCCGUUUGGAAUCAUGUACGACAACUUGGGAAGUUCUUUCCACGGAUGCACGGUUGCUGGAAGUGAUGCCGACGGCAUAAUUGACGGCCUGGUGUACAUCAGAGAGCAGUACUCGUACUCCGAGGGCCACAUUUGGCGUGGCUUUGGUGUUCUCAUUGGUCUCUGGAUCACUUUCAUCGCCGUCACAGCUCUCGGAUUUGAAUUUCGGAACGGUCACAACGGCUCGUCUGUUCUUCUCUACAAACGCACCAUCUUGGACAAAUCUCGGCCGAAGGACGUCGAAGAAGCAGUUACAACUGUAGAAAAGACAUAUUCUGCCCCUCCAUCACAAGCAGUCAAGCAGUCUGUGUUUUGCUGGCAUGAUCUGGACUACUUUGUUCAGUACGAGGGCGCUCAGAAGCAGCUUUUGAACAAGAUCUUCGGCUAUGUCCAGCCCGGAAACCUCGUCGCCCUGAUGGGUUGCUCUGGUGCUGGGAAGACAACCCUUCUGGACGUAUUGGCCCAACGGAAGGAUUUCGGGACAAUUAACGGGUCUAUUCUGAUUGACGGGAAGCCUCAAGGCUUGAGCUUCCAGCGCAUGACCGGAUAUUGCGAGCAGAUGGAUGUUCACGAAGACACAUCCACUGUCAAGGAAGCCCUUGUCUUCUCUGCUCUCCUCCGCCAGCCUCGCGAAGUGCCCAUCAGUGAAAAACUGGCCUAUGUCGAAUACAUAAUCGACCUGCUAGAGCUGCGCAACUUUUGUGACGCUCUCAUCGGCGUGCCUGGUGCUGGCCUCAGUAUUGAACAGCGAAAGCGUGUGACCCUCGGUGUCGAGCUUGUAGCCAAGCCGACCUUGUUGUUCUUGGACGAGCCAACCUCUGGGCUUGAUGGUCAAUCUGCCUACAACAUCAUCCGUUUCCUUCGCCGUCUUGUCGAGGGUGGCCAGGCUGUUUUGUGCACCAUUCACCAACCUUCGGCCGUCUUAUUUGAAGCCUUUGACGCCCUUCUACUUUUGGCCAAGGGGGGUAGAAUGGCCUACUUCGGAGAGACUGGAAAAGACUCUUCCGUUGUUCUGGACUACUUCGCACGAAACGGAGCACCUGCUGGCGCUGAUGUUAAUCCUGCCGACCACAUUGUUGAAGUCAUCCAAGGGAAAGGCAAGGAUGAUGUAGACUGGGUUGCUACUUGGAGCGAGUCUGCAGAACGGAAAGAGGCACUCAACACCCUCAAUUCACUUGUUGCGCGAUUUGAUGCCACCGCAACAUCUGAAAACGAUACAAGGGAGUUCGCUUCGACAAAAUGGUACCAGUUUACUCUCGUUUUAGAAAGGCUUAUGAACCAACUUUGGAGGUCACCUGACUACAUCUGGAACAAAAUCGUACUACACGUAUUUGCUGCCUUGUUCGGAGGGUUUACGUUCUGGAACAUCGGAAACGGCACAUUCGACUUGCAGUUGCGCCUGUUUGCGAUUUUCAACUUGAUCUUCGUGGCUCCCGGAUGUAUCAAUCAAAUGCAGCCAUUUUUCUUGCACAACCGUGACCUGUUUGAGACUCGAGAGAAGAAGUCUAAAACGUACCACUGGCUGGCCUUCAUCGGCGCUCAGAUUGUGUCUGAGAUCCCGUACCUUGUUAUCUGCGCUACUGCGUACUUUGGUUGCUGGUAUUUUACUGUGGGAUUCCCAGUGACAGCAAAGACCUCCGGUCACAUUUACUUACAGAUGAUUCUCUACGAGUUUUUGUAUACUUCCAUUGGCCAGGCCAUUGCAGCCUAUGCUCCGAAUGUGUACUUUGCCGCCAUCACGAACCCUCUUCUCAUUGGCUGUGGUCUCAUCUCCUUCUGCGGUAUUGUUGUACCUUACGCAUCCAUGCAGACCUUUUGGAAAUACUGGAUCUACUACCUCGACCCUUUCAAUUAUCUCAUGGGUGGGCUCCUUGCACCAGUGUUGUGGGACGUCAAUGUUAAGUGCGGCAAAAAGGAGUUGACGACUUUCAAUCCGCCAAGUGGACAGACCUGUGGCCAAUACAUGGCUGAUUUCCUGCAGUCCAACGCCGGCUAUGUCAACAACGCCAGUGCUACUUCCAACUGCGAAUACUGCCCAUACCAAACUGGGGCUGAUUACGCCAAAACGUUCAACUUGCGCAAAGAAUAUUACGGGUGGAGAGAUACUGGCAUCACUGCUCUCUUCUGCCUUUCUUCGUAUGCUCUUGUCAUCAUCAUGAUGAAGCUGCGGAGUAAAAAGACUAAGAGUGCACGCUCGGAGUAG
This is a messenger RNA of Grosmannia clavigera kw1407, 4122 nucleotides long. RefSeq names its product ABC multidrug transporter. Gene Ontology annotation, biological process: transmembrane transport. The record is from RefSeq and is a predicted model, not a curated record. Gene Ontology annotation, molecular function: ABC-type transporter activity; ATP hydrolysis activity; ATP binding. The transcript is spliced from 14 exons. Gene Ontology annotation, cellular component: membrane. NCBI's taxonomy places the organism in Eukaryota, Fungi, Ascomycota, Sordariomycetes, Ophiostomatales, Ophiostomataceae. Bases 1 to 4122 code for a protein of 1373 amino acids.